GCAUCAAGCUGUAUGUGAUGUACCCGGCGUUGUGGAUUACAACUCGAAACUACCUUGCCACAGAUCCCCGGUAUCGUGAAAAAGAUGCUAAGAUUUCAUGUAACACGGAACAAACAGAGGAUCAGUGGCUAAGAAAUAUAACAGAAGCUGCAGAGCAGGAAAUAUGUGAUACUAUAAAUGCAGAGGAAAACUAUGCUAAGAUUUCAUGUAACAUGGAACAAACAGAGGAUCAGUGGCUAAGAAAUGUCGAACCAUCAGAGCAGGAAAUUUGUGGCAAUAUAAGUACAGGUGAAUUCACAAACUGCACUAAUCCUAGCCAUGAUCAGAGUGCAGAUGUUUCUUUACAUUUUCUUCAACAUCAAAGAAGCCAAUGUUCUGAAUGUGGGAAAUGUUUUCUUAAAAAAUCACAUCUUUAUAAACAUCUAAAAAUUCAUACAGGACAAAAGCCAUUUUCCUGUCCUAUAUGUGGGAAAUGUUUUAACCGUAAAAAAAAUCUUGUUGCUCAUCGGAAAAUUCAUACAGGAGAAAAAGGAUUUUCAUGUUUUGACUGUGGAAAAAGUUUUAAUCAGAAAUCUCAUCUUAUUAGGCAUCAUAAAAUUCAUACAGGGGAGAAAGCAUUUUCAUGUUCUGACUGUGGGAAAUGUUUUAAUCAGAAAUCGAAUCUUAUUACACAUCAGAAAAUUCAUACAGGGGAGAAAGCAUUUUCAUGUUCUGACUGCGGGAAAUGUUUUAAUCAGAAAUCAACUCUUUAUACACAUCAGAAAAUUCAUACAGGGGAGAAAGGAUUUUCAUGUUCUGACUGUGGAAAAUGUUUUACUCUGAAAUCAUCUCUUAUUAAUCAUCAGAAAACUCAUAUAGAAGAGAAAGAAUUUUCAUGUUCUGACUGUGGGAAAUGUUUUACUCAGAAAUCAAAUCUUAUUACACAUCAGAAACGUCAUACAGGGGAGAAAGCAUUUUCAUGUUCUGACUGUGGGAAACGUUUUACUCUGAAAUCAAAUCUUAUUAGGCAUCAGAAAACUCAUAUUAAAAUAAAUCAAGUUUAACCUAAGUGCAGAGAGUAAUAAGUAGUUGUCACCCACACAAUACCAAGUUUGUUGUUGAUGACUGCAUGUGACCUGGGGCACACAGUUUUAGAGCUGUUUUAGACCCCUUCUACACCUCAAGCAUUUAUGAAGUGACCCCCAGGGUGGAUGUGAUUUAAAUCAAAUAGAUUUAACUCAUGAUUUAAAUCACUAGUCAGUAAGACUGAUUUAAAUUAUGGUUUUCAUUUUUAGAAUGUUUUCAGAUUAUGUUUUCCAGUUAUACCAGACCAUUAGUAAAUUGUUUAUAUAUAAUUAGAUAUGCAUAGAUAGAUCAUUGAAAUUAACAAAAUUAUUUGGAGAUGAACUAUCUCUAGUUUAAUUGGUUAAUCCUUCAUAUUUGAUCAACUUUUCACCUGUACUUUAUUGGAAGGAUAAAAAUGAUUAAGUUAAUAAUAACAAUAGAAAUAGUUUUAUUUUACUAAAACAAUAACAUUAUUUUUUUUUGUAAUGGUUGCCCCUCCCUCCUCACACUUAGGUCCUUGUACAGAUCUAUUCCACUCCAAACAAUCUUCUAUUCAGUGAGCUUCUUGAAACUUAGUAUGGGUUGAUUCUGUGUACAUAGAUUUGCAGGGGAGCAAUGGCAUUAAAGGAAAGUAAAAAUUAAACUUUCACUCCCUCCCUUAAUAUGAAACCACCUUUUCCAAUCCCAUUUCCCCUACUCCCCUUUUUUUUUUCUUUUUUUUUUUCCCCUCUUUAUAACUCAGCACAACCUGGAAAAGACUAAUCUAACGAUCUAUAUUUACAUACACAAUGGGUACAUUAUGUUGUUGGUAAUGACAGCUCUCCCAUGGCCUCAUGCCAAAUGUGUAUACUGCUGUUUCAUCCAAAUAAAUAGAUAGCAAAUUAUUCUUUUAUAUAAGUUGGAUCUGCUACGAUCCCUUCUAGUUGGUCCGAGGGGGCCUUGUACACUCAUGGACACUGGAUUAUACUAAUUUGCAUAUCCCCUCCUCUGAAUGUACCUAUUAUGUAAAAUGUAAUAUAUUGAAAUUGUUAUACUAUUUACCGAUGUUAUCUACAAAUUUGCUCUUGUUGUUAUUAUUGACACUUCUCUGAAUAAAAAACUAUUUAAAAAAAAAAAAUUAAA
Molecule: messenger RNA, 2166 nt
Organism: Bombina bombina (fire-bellied toad)
Lineage: Eukaryota; Metazoa; Chordata; Amphibia; Anura; Bombinatoridae
Product: gastrula zinc finger protein XlCGF8.2DB-like
Exons: 4
Coding region: 18-1043 (341 amino acids)
Biological process (GO): regulation of transcription by RNA polymerase II
Molecular function (GO): RNA polymerase II cis-regulatory region sequence-specific DNA binding; DNA-binding transcription factor activity
Source: RefSeq, a predicted model, not a curated record